Messenger RNA from Musa acuminata subsp. malaccensis (wild Malaysian banana), 1294 nucleotides. Lineage: Eukaryota; Viridiplantae; Streptophyta; Magnoliopsida; Zingiberales; Musaceae. The record is from RefSeq and is a predicted model, not a curated record.
AUAUCAGCCUAGGCAACGAUCCUGACCGUCGGAUCAUGGCACAGGGCACUCUGGCGAUUCUCGAACCGAACGGACCGGGCUUCGCCGUGAGCUGCCCUUCCCCCCUCCGCUUCGAGGCCCCGAAGACGGCGGCGGCAGCAGCAGCAGUGAAGGAGAGGGCGAAAGAUGGCCUUUGUCAAAACUCAGAAGACCAAGGCUUACUUUAAGUGCUUUCAAGUCAAGUACAAGAGAAGGAGAGAGGGCAAGACUGAUUACCGUGCACGGGUCAGGCUGAUUAACCAGGACAAGAACAAGUACAAUACACCUAAAUAUCGAUUUGUUGUUCGAUUUGCAACCUCGGAAAUUGUUGCUUUUCACUUUUCUUUUCCUUCUCUCUUUUUUUUUCGUUGCUUUUUUGGCAAUAAGAGUGAAGUUCUUAACAAAUAUGCUGUCAGACCAACAAGGAUAUUACUGCACAAAUUAUAUCUGCAAGCAUUGCUGGUGAUCUAGUCCUUGCAUCUGCUUACUCUCAUGAACUUCCAUGCUACGGACUCGAAGUUGGUCUUACCAACCAUGCUGCAGGCUACUGGAGAGGACUUCUCUGUUGAACCUGCUGAGAGUAGGAGGCCUUUCCGUGCUCUUCUUGAUGUUGGCCUUGUGAGGACAACAACUGGCAACCGAGUUUUUGGUGCUCUUAAAGGUGCAUUAGAUGGUGGACUUGAUAUCCCUCAUAGUGACAAGAGGGACGAGAAACAACUUGAUGCAGAAGUUCACAGGAAUUACAUCUUUGGAGGUCAUGUUGCCUCUUACGUGAAGACCUUGAUGGAGGAUGAGCCAGAAAAGUAUCAGGUGCACUUCAGUGAAUAUAUCAAGAGAGGAAUUGAGCCUGAUGACAUGGAAGAGAUGUACAAAAAAGUUCAUGCUGCCAUCCAUGCAGAUCCAACCACAAUAAAAUCCACAAAGCAACCACCCAAGGAGCACAGGAGAUUUAACUUGAAGAAGCUUACAUACGAGGAAAGGAAAGCCAAACUCAUCGAACGACUGAAUGCCCUUAAUGCAUCUGCUGAUGCCAAUGAAGACGAAGACGACGAGUGAACACUUGAGUCAAAAGUGCUAGCCUUGUGUUGUAAUUUGCAGCAGUCCAGGCUUGUUUCACUGCAUCCUACUCUCAUCAGGCUCAUAGGCAAGUUCUCAUUUGCUAUCAAGUAUAGAUCGUGGAUUUGGUCCAACCAAUCCGACCAAACGCCGACAAUUUUGACUCAUGCAACUAAUAACUGCUUUUUAGAGGUUUAAUGAUAUGUGUGUUAUGUUGAAA